This is a messenger RNA of Striga hermonthica, 609 nucleotides long. NCBI's taxonomy places the organism in Eukaryota, Viridiplantae, Streptophyta, Magnoliopsida, Lamiales, Orobanchaceae. The record is from the annotation of a GenBank genome assembly.
AUGUGGGUCGUGCUUUGGUUCUUCGUCGUUCAUAUCUCUCCCCCUCGGGUCUCGUCGGAGGACUCUUUCCGUGCUCCAUUGAAAUGUGACGAGGCAUCCGAGGAAGAGGCCCACGCGAGUGCUCUCGAGGUUCCUAUGAACCCACGUCUGGGGAACGCUGCCCUCACGACGGUGAUCUCGAGGGGGAUGAACGUGUCGAGCGAGGAUCCGUCCCUGGCUCGGCUGUUGAAUCGGGGUGGAGGUCCGGUCAGGGCUAUCAUGGUGGCAUUCAAGACGAUUGCUAAUAUGGCCGAUAGGUUGAGCCUUGUGUCUACCAUCAAGGAUUGGGCAUGUGAAAUAUAUAGGAGGUUGGAAGAUCAAACGUGUACUAAAGGAAGAAACUUAGAUGCAUUGGUUGCUGGUUGCAUUUAUAUGGCAUGUUAUCAGGAAGGAAAGCCCCGCCCUGUGGAAGAAAUUAUCUCUAUUGUUGCUGGAGCCAGAAAGAAGGAAAUUGACAGGGUAACAGAAUUUAUUGUGAAACAGCUGAAGCUUGAGAUGGGUGAAUCAAUGGAGAUGGGGACCAUUCAUGCAACCUUUCUUUUUUACUGUGUUACAGCUGUCUUGGAUUGA